Messenger RNA from Paramecium sonneborni, 1476 nucleotides. The record is from the annotation of a GenBank genome assembly. NCBI's taxonomy places the organism in Eukaryota, Ciliophora, Oligohymenophorea, Peniculida, Parameciidae.
AUGAUAAAUCAGUGUAGUAAGAAAUCUUUCUUCUCUUGCUUUUAAUAGAAAUGGUAACAUUAAACUAUAAGACAUUUUGAUCUUUAAGAUGUAUUCUAAAUGAUAACAAAUUCAAAAGGAAAAUGGCAAAAAGCACAUCUUAAAUUAUAUAAGUAGUUUUUAUGUCUAAAUGAUGUAAUAAUUAAGAUAAUUAUAACAUAGAAAGAACAAGUAGAUGUUUCAAACUACUAGAUUUCUAAAGUAGAAAAUAAAAUUUUGGGAUAAGGAAUAAGGUUAUAAUCAAUUGAAUUAUCACUUGAAUUUUAUGGUACUAUAGAUAAAUGGUUUGAAUACUUGAGACUCUAUUGUAUUUAAACUAAUUUUACAUAAAAAUAUUAAAUUUAAAAAUUAGUUGGAGCUGGAACUUAUGGGAAAGUAAUAAACAUGAAUAUAUUAUAGGUCUAUCGUAUAAAAAACAAGAUUGAUUAAAAUAUAUAUGCUGUGAAGACAUUUGAGAAGCAAUUAUUAAAUUCAUUUGAUGAUUAAGAAGGUUUAGUAAAGGAGAUUGGAAUAAUAAGAACUUUAGAUCAUCGAGGGGUAAUAAAACUUCAUGAAGUUUAUGAAAGUGAAUAAUUCGUUUUUUUGGUUUUUGAAUUCUUAUAGAAUAAUAGCCUUUAUCAUACUCUUGAGAGAGGAGUCAUUUUAGGAGAAUCUUAAGCAUAUAAUAUAAUCAAGGAUCUACUUGAGACAGUGUUAUAUAUUCAUGAAUAAGGCAUUUUACAUAGAGAUUUAAAACCAGAUAAUAUAUUAUAGAGAAAUGACACUUAAAAAUACGUUAUUAUAGAUUUUGGAUUAGCUGAUUUAUAUAGAGAAGAUGGAUAGUAUUUAUUUAAAAAAUGUGGAACUCCAGGAUAUUGUGCACCAGAAAUACUAUGGAAUUAAAAUUAUGAUUACAAAGUGGAUGUAUAUAGUCUUGGAGUGAUUCUGUAUUAAAUGUUAACAGGAUUAAAUCCCUUCUAUUCUAAAAACUAUGAUGACAGAGUUAUGCUUAACAAAGAGUCUAAAUUUGAUUAUGGUAAAGUUAAAGUUUCUUAUGAUGCUCUUGAUUUAUUAUAAGGAAUGUUAAACAGAAAUCCUUAAAAAAGAUUGAGUGCAAAAGAGGCUUUAAAUCAUCGUUAUUAUUUGUAAUAGUAAAAACAAUCUUAUCAUGUACCUUCAAUUUCUCAUCUAUCUGAUACACUUAUGAAUACAGGAAGUUAGAUAUCAUCACCUAGAUUAGAGAGCCAUUUCAACUUUUUUGAAAUUGGGGAAUUUUCUAGUCGAUAUACUAGUCCAUUACUUUCUCCUAAAUUAAGUCCAAGAUUUGAUGAAUUAGAUAAGGAAAUUUUAAAUCAUCAUAAUAUUUACAGUUGUCAUAUUUCUAAUUUGAAAUUACCUAAAUAACAAAUCAAUCAUGAACAAUUCUUAGAGAAUUUAAUGUAAAAAUAAAAGGUUUGA